UCGGGACAAAAAGUGGAUUAGCUGUUACGUGUCGGCUCCUUAACAAGAUUACAAAAUGAAAACUGAUCUCUGGACAGAACAACAUGGAAAGCCGCGUUUUUCUACCAGUUAUAUACGUCCGUGGAACAUUCUACCAAGUCGGCUACGAUGUGGGACACACUUUCAAAAGCAUGAUAGAAGAAUUUGUUCAAAAUUCAAAAUUCUUGACCGAUGAGCUUCUUCCAGCCUACAACACAGAAGUUGGUCAGAAAAUCUACAAUGAUACUUUAACUUUGAUGAAACAGAAAUUUCCCUACUAUGUAAAUGAGUUGCAAGGAAUUUCUGAUGGAAGUCAAGUGCCCUUCUUCAAGUUGAUGCUGUUGCAUAUCGAUAGCAUGAUAUUGGAUGGCUCGUCAUCAGAAUCACAACUCUCCGGCAAUGGAUGCUCGAGCAUCAUGUGCAAUCAUGAAAACGUAGUUUUGGGGCAUACUGAAGAUGCAUUUCCAGCUGCCCAUAAUCAUUUGUACGUGGUUCACGCUGAUAUUACUGAAAAAUGUGGUCGUCGCGAACGUUUUUCUUCCCUCUGUUACGCAGGGCAUUUACCUGGCUUCUGCAUGAAUAUUAACGAGCACGGUCUCGUUUACACCAUCAACAUUAUUGAACCUGUUCACGUUCAUAACAACAAAACACCACGUCACUUUCUCACGAGGGCAAUGCUAAGUGCCCGGAAUUUAGUUGAUGCUCAGGCCAUUCUGCGUGACAGAGGAACUGGAUCAGCUCACGGUUUCUGUGUCAACAUGUCUUUUAUGAACCAGGAAGGGCUCAUUCUUUUCCACAGUGCUGAGGUAGGACCUGCGGAAAAUAACGAAUCACAAUUAUCCAUUUUGACAGUUUCUCCGGGUGAAAGUCAUGCUCGUUGCAACAAGUAUCUUCGUUUGAAGAUUGAUGAGGAUCCAAAUGGUUUGGCUGUGCUUAGUAGUGAUGGUCGCCAUCGUGUGAUGAAUAGAAUUGGUUCGCCUAGAACUAUCGAUGAAGUAAUUGACCUGCUUUCAAACGACGAAGAUCAAGAUUAUCCCAUUUACCGCCGUGGAACAGAAAAAGACAUUGUUUUAACUAUUGCAACCGGAGUUUUCGAUUUCAAUCGCAGGGAAUGGCGGAUUUAUAGCGAUAAUGCUAAAAACACCAAACCCAUAGCGAUAUUCUCGAUGAACAUGUAGAUAUGGUGAAAGAUGACGCUUAUACUGCUUCAUAUUGACACCAGUUUUGUAGAGCCUAACAACGGUUUCAAUGACCUUC
Messenger RNA from Daphnia carinata, 1275 nucleotides. RefSeq names its product beta-alanyl-dopamine/carcinine hydrolase-like (gene tan). The record is from RefSeq and is a predicted model, not a curated record. Bases 84 to 1196 code for a protein of 370 amino acids. NCBI's taxonomy places the organism in Eukaryota, Metazoa, Arthropoda, Branchiopoda, Diplostraca, Daphniidae. The transcript is spliced from 8 exons.